UCCUUCUGUCUGAGGACAGCGCUGGGGGUGGGGUGGGGGGUUCCAGGUCGCCUCCCAGCCCGACCCCUCGCCCGAGGAGCGGUGAGGCCAGAGCCUGCGCUAUUCGGGCCCUCGGGGCCCGGAGCAGGAGCAGCAUCGGAGUCCCGCGCCGCGCGCACGCCCAACCCACCUGCAGGACGCCGCGGUCCUCCCGUCCUCCACAGUGGUCCUCCGGCCUCCGCAGCGGUCCUCCCCUCCUCCGCAGAGUCCCCGCAGAGGGAGUCUGUCUUCCCGUCUCACAGCCUGAGGGCGGCUUCCUUCUCCGGAGACCCCAGGCGGCUGCCCGGGGGUGGAUUCCCUGGCGGUGCCCAUGGAUCCCGACCCUGAGGAGGAAGGGGGGGCCCUGGCCAUCCCCCCGCUGAGGCCCGGCGAGAAGUUCCACGUGUUCGUGAGCUACAGCAGCAGGGACGCGGCGUGGACCCACGCGCUCAUCGGCCGCCUGGAGGCGGACCUCCCGGGGCUGCGGGUGUGUCUGCACGAGCGGGACUUCGUCCCCGGCAGGAACAUCCUGGAGAACAUGGCCGAGUGCAUCCAGCAGAGCCAGAAGGUGCUCCUGCUGCUGAGCCAGGACUUCGUGCAGAGCCGGUGGUGCCUCCUGGAGGCCGACCUGUCCCUGUUCGGCUACUGCCUGGAGAGGAAGGCCGUCAUCCCCGUCCUGCUGAAGCCCUGCCGGGUCCCGCUGCACCUCAGCCACCUGACCUACCUGGAGGCGACCGACAGCCGCUUCUACCCCAAGGUGCUGCGGCUCCUGUGCCAGGCCACCCUGUGCGGGGCGCGCUCCGUGCCGGCCCUGCGCCCGGCCGCCUCCCUCUACAGCGGGAAGGCCCUCCUCACCCUCAACUGCAUCAACAAGGACAGCCUGUCGUCUUGGCAGGUGGGGACCUUCAGCACCCUGAGUGUCCCGGACCCCCUGAAGGAGGUGCUGGAGGAGCCCGAGGUGUACCGGCGCGCCCUGGGCGUCCUGAACGGGGCGCAGUCCCCCAGGUCCUGCCUCCGCUACCUGGGCUGCAGGGUCCCGCUGGGCAUCUUCCUGAUUCUCGUCUCCUUGGCGCUGCUGUCCUUCACCCUGGUCCUGGGGUUCCAGCGGAACCCGCCGGCUCAGCGCUUCCUGCUCCUCUCGUGCGGGGUGUUUUUCUGCCCCCUCGCCUUGGUCCUGGCGGUGAACACCCUCUGCUGGUUCCAGAGGUUCUCCAGGAGGAAGAUGCGGGAGCUGGCCCUCAGAGCGGGCGAGGCCAACCUCCUGCUGGCGCCCCACUCCGUGCUGGUGGGCUGUGACACCAUGAACAAGCUGCACUUCGUGUACGUGCUCCUGGAGGAGUGCAGGCAGGUCUUUCUGGAGUGCGCGGAGGGCGAGGCGCUGUUCCGGGAGGCCAUGCUGCGGUUCUCGUCCAGCUACGCCUGCUGCGUGGCCCACGCGUACUUCCCCGCCUCUGAGGAUGUCCAGGGGGCUCAGGGCCACCUCCAGCUGGGCAUGUGCUUCUGCCAGUUCGUGUCUCUGCAGCUGAAGAGACACCAGGGCCUCGGGGUUUACCCCGUGUGACGGCAGGACGGGCUGGGGACAGUGCCUCCUGCCUGACUGCCCGGCUGCCCCCCAGCUGGCCCUGCGGACACGGCCUCCCCGGGGCCUGGGGGUGCACACGGGACCCUCACCUCUGGCCAGGACCGCCAACCUCGGGCCCUUACACUGCCCCGGCGACCCCGCAGCCUGCUCGGAAGGCAGAGGUGACAUCAGCCCAGGUGGCCUCACAGUUUGGGGAGGCGGCAUUUCGGACAGGCUCCCCGAGAGGGUGCUGGGGAAAGCAGCAGGCUUGCCUGUGACCCCCGGGCCCCUUGGGGUGCGCCUGCCUCUGCCUGACGGCCCGUUAGUGUCCAGAGGACCAGGGCGGCCCUCCCCUGAGCUGCUCUUCCAGGCACCGGCCCCUCAUUCCCGGACACGGAGCGCGGGGCCGGCGGCGGCGGGGUCCAGGCCAGGCAAGGGGGACGCACCCACGGAGCUCACGCCGUGCACAGAGCCCUGCGGGGCCAGCCACGGCCGCCCUGCGUCCGUCCC
This is a messenger RNA of Nyctereutes procyonoides (raccoon dog), 2089 nucleotides long. RefSeq lists its product as uncharacterized. NCBI's taxonomy places the organism in Eukaryota, Metazoa, Chordata, Mammalia, Carnivora, Canidae. The transcript has 2 exons. Gene Ontology annotation, molecular function: transmembrane signaling receptor activity. The record is from RefSeq and is a predicted model, not a curated record. Gene Ontology annotation, biological process: immune response; toll-like receptor signaling pathway; inflammatory response. Gene Ontology annotation, cellular component: membrane. The coding region runs from base 350 to 1579 and encodes 409 amino acids.